GCUCCAGAGAGAGUCAGUAUUCGAUUCCGAAUCAAUUGUUUAACAAAAACGUUCACAUUGUUUGCUCUGUGUGUCAAGAAAUAAAAAAGUGCAAGAAAAGAAAAUGUCAUCUGCCAGACCAUACUUUUUUGAAGAACACUUUCCUGCAAGCUAUUACCUUCCCUUUGCGCCACCCAUUCAACGUCAUCCGGGAGCAUUGAAUUAUCCAAGAGAAGAAUUGGAGAAAGGGCACUUUGAUAAAGAUGGCUAUCAUGUGUUUGUGGAUGUAAAAGAAUUUGCUCCGGAGGAGAUUUCUGUUCGGACUAUAAAUGAGACAAUUAUUGUCGAAGGGAAACAAGAGAAGCGUCCAGGCAGUGGAAUUCCUCGACAUUUCGUUCGGCACUUCAGAUUGCCAGAAUUUUACGAUAGUGAGGAUGUUUUUUCAAGCAUUUCGGACGAUGGCAUUUUGGAGAUCCGUGCUACACCAGCCCAUAAAAAACGCUAUCACCGCAAUGUAGCCGUUAAAAAAGACGAUGAAAAAUAAUAUAUCAACCGAAAUAUCAAAGUAGUUUUGCUGAAAAAGUGUUUUGUGCAAAAAUAUAAAAUGUUUCACAUCAUUUCGAUGUUUGUUUGCUGAGACUUGAGAUUUAUAAUUAUACGUUUUUAUAUUGUUUCGUAAUUGCUUGAUAUUAUGAUGUUUUAAUGCAUUUUCUGUUAUCUUUAGUAUGUUAUCUUCUGUGUCUCAGUCCGAAAUGUAUGUGUUCAGUAAUGUUUUAAUGGUCCCUAUCAAUUUAUAUGCAACAAAUGUUAACAAAAAUGCACAUUUUUCUUUGAAUAAAAUUUAUAAAAUGUAA
Messenger RNA from Contarinia nasturtii (swede midge), 833 nucleotides. RefSeq names its product heat shock protein 27-like. The transcript has a single exon. The record is from RefSeq and is a predicted model, not a curated record. Gene Ontology annotation, biological process: protein refolding; response to heat. Lineage: Eukaryota; Metazoa; Arthropoda; Insecta; Diptera; Cecidomyiidae. Bases 104 to 523 code for a protein of 139 amino acids. Gene Ontology annotation, molecular function: protein folding chaperone.